AGGCAACUAUUGCCAAACAAAUUUAUUUAUUUGCAGUCGUGAAUAUCCAUAUGGGACUUUUUCGACAGAAUACCGACAUGGAUAACUGGAAGAUAACCGCGGAGGAGCUUGUCCGUCUGCGGGAAACUUGCUUGCAGUGCAUCCGUGAUGGAGAACUCUAUGAACUUCGCAACGAUGCCAAACUCAGGGCUGUUUAUAGCACCCAGAGCUACGACGAAUUCAAGAACAUAGUGGAUGCGGCCCACCUUCGUCCAGUGACCAAGAGCGACAAGGCCAACUUCCAGACCAAGAACCGACUAUGGAACUCCGCGGCCCGGGAUUAAUUCGUUAACAACGCAAUAAAGUUAAAAGACAACCAUUAUA
Messenger RNA from Drosophila yakuba, 363 nucleotides. RefSeq names its product coiled-coil domain-containing protein 103. The coding region runs from base 51 to 323 and encodes 90 amino acids. Lineage: Eukaryota; Metazoa; Arthropoda; Insecta; Diptera; Drosophilidae. The transcript has 2 exons. Gene Ontology annotation, cellular component: outer dynein arm. The record is from RefSeq and is a predicted model, not a curated record. Gene Ontology annotation, biological process: inner dynein arm assembly; epithelial cilium movement involved in extracellular fluid movement; determination of left/right symmetry.